AUGAACAGGCCGCCGCAGGGCCGUGGUCCGCCUCGCACAGGAGCGACUUGGUAUCCAGGGGGCCAGGAUGACUUCUACAUGCCAGAGGUCAUCUCCCCCUCCCCCCAAAGGGUAAUGCCUGAAGUCCCCGAAAACAUGCAGGACAAUAUCGCUCAGAUGGAGCAUCACGCUCGCGACCCCCGCCGCGCCCAGCAACAGCCGCCCGCGCAAUAUCGCGCCCAGUUCCCCGAACGAACCUCCUCCGCCGUCCAGGGUCAAGCGCAGCAGGCCCAGGCCUACGACCAUGGCGCCUACGCGCAGUCCGCAACCUACGACAGUAUGGACCACCCCAACUUUUCACCGUUCCCCGUCCUGCGGAAUCCGCCCCCGAAUGUCCCUCCGACCGAUGAGCAGCGAGAAGCCAAUCUGGAGCGUCAUCGUUCGGCGAUUCUUUCAACAACCGACCCCGAAGUGCAGCUGUCAUGGGCCCAGGAUACGCUGGCCUUUGUGGAAGUCGCCGCGCAGAAUGAAGCCCGCCUGUCUCUCACCCAACCCCCGCGGCCUCAUACUCCUCAGGUGGAACGGCAGCUGAGAACUGACGCAAUGAAUAUCGUCAGCUUCCUGGCUGAGCAGCACCACCCGCACGCCGAGUUCAUCAAGGGCAUGUGGUUGGAGUUUGGCAAGUUCGGUUUCCGGGUCGACCGGAAGGAGGCUUUCCGAUGCUAUUCCCGAGCUGCGGAGAAGGGAUAUGCUCGUGCAGAGUACCGCAUCGGUAUGCAAUUUGAGAGCUCCGGCGAGCCGGAAAAGGCGAUUCGACACUAUGAGCGAGGUGUGGCCAUGUCUGACUCGGCCUCAUACUACCGCCUGGGAAUGAUGAUUCUUCUUGGACAACACGGUCAGCGCCAGGACUACCAGCGAGGAUUGGAAUACAUCCGCCUGGCUGCGCAGUCUUGUGACCAGAAUGCACCGCAGGGCGCCUACGUUUACGGUAUGCUCUGUGCCCGCGAGCUUCCUCAGGUCAGUGUUCCAGAGGCUUUUUUGCCCCCCGACCUCAACACUGCGCGACUCAACAUCGAGAAAGCCGCAUUCAAUGGAUUUGCAAAGGCACAAGUGAAGAUGGGUGCCGCAUAUGAGCUUUGCCAACUUGGCUGCGAUUUCAACCCUGCACUCUCGUUGCAUUACAAUGCGCUGGCCGCGCGCCAAGGUGAGCCUGAGGCGGAGAUGGCCAUCAGUAAAUGGUUCCUUUGCGGUCACGAAGGCGUUUUUGAAAAGAAUGACGAAUUGGCAUUCACAUACGCACAGCGCGCGGCUCAGAGUGGUCUCCCCACAGCAGAGUUCGCCCUGGGAUAUUUCUAUGAAGUUGGUAUCUUCGUACCCGUGGAUAUCAAAGAAGCUCGAAGCUGGUAUGCCAAAGCUGCUGCUAGCGGAAAUAAAGACGCCUCUGGCCGAAUCGACAGUAUCUCUCGCUCCAAGACUCUUUCCCGGAAAGACCACGAGAAGGUCGCGAUUUCGCGCAUCAAAUCAACACGCUAUGUCGCUCACCAACGCGGGGGCUCCUUGGAAGCCACACCGGAAAACAUCGAGAUGCCUGAUCCUUCUCGUAUGACCUUGUCUGAUCCACCCCCUUCUGCUGCUCCGUAUCCUGAUCGGCCGAUGUCUCGCCCUCGCCAACCGGGUCAGCCUAACUACCAAAUGCCCGACCCUCGACCCAGCUCGGCAUUUGGUGUUAACCCCAACUUGCGGUCGAAUGGACCUCAAGGCUAUGGCGGCCCGCCUGGUCCCGGGUCUCGAGCUGUAUCGUACGGCCAGGGACCGAUGGGCUAUCGCCAACCUGGCCCCGGUACACCAAUGAGCGCACCCGCUGGACCAACCAGUCCACAGGCUGCCAACAUGAUCAGCCCCAGUGGCACACCUCGAUUGGACAUUGGAUACUCCGCACCGGCUCCGCCGCCCGGCGACCGACGACGGCCUCCACAGCUCAAUAAUGCGGUAGGCCCUGACCGCAAGCCAGUGCGAACCCCCGUCUCCGCUCACGGUGGUCCUCUUCCUUCGCCUCGUCCGCCAGCGUCUCCUCGGUCGACGGGCUCCCCGUCUUCCGGCUCCUUCCCUCCUCCCCGUGCAGAGUCUCGCCAGCCAUCCAGAGGAUCAGCAUCUUCUACGCCCCAGCCGCAAUCGGUUCCACCGAGCCAGAAACCUGCCGCUCAGCCGGCGAAGCCUGCUGGCCAGCAGCCUAGCAAAGGCCCCAAGACUUUCGAAGAAAUGGGAGUCCCAAGCGCUAACAAAGACAGCGAUUGCAUUGUGAUGUGA
Penicillium argentinense is the source of this 2286-nucleotide messenger RNA. RefSeq lists its product as uncharacterized. Lineage: Eukaryota; Fungi; Ascomycota; Eurotiomycetes; Eurotiales; Aspergillaceae. Bases 1 to 2286 code for a protein of 761 amino acids. The record is from RefSeq and is a predicted model, not a curated record. The transcript has 5 exons. Gene Ontology annotation, molecular function: protein binding.